AUGAUGAACCUCGCAGCCCCGAGCGUCAGCAUCAUGUGUGAUGCUAGUCCAAAGGCAAAAAUGGAUCAGCCCAGGCCAAAGACUCUCAAGAACAUACGAGAGGAACGGCUGGCAUCCAAGGAGCAAAUGAAAGCUGUGAACCAUGUUUUGCAGCAACUCCAGAUUGAUCUGGACAACUUCAUCCCGCAAGCACCGCUGAGACCUGUGAAUCCUGAAACCGAAGAAAGAAGGUACCACCAGGAAAAGGGUGGGUCUGUCAUUCCUUAUGUUGUGAAUCGAAUUUCAGGCGAGGCAACAUGGGACAGACCUGUGCUUGAAGGCAAAGACGGCCACCUCAGGCUGUCCUUGUGCCCGGAUGAAGGGUCGCCGCUGUAUACAGUUUUCCAGUACCUGAGCUUGAACGAUGUGUGCGUGAUGCUGAAUCGUGAUUCCUUGUGCCGUGAUGUUGACAUCCUGGCUCUUCAGAUCAAAGAAAAGUCCUUGGGGAACUGGCGCUGUAGGAACGGCUUCGAGCAUUCGCCCGAUGCCAAAGUGAACUUUGAUCGUGUGGUCUCUGUGAUUGGCAAGCUUUGCAGGUACAACAGUGAAUCCUACAGCUGGAGCCGCUGGUGUUCUUGGGCAUUUUCCAGUGAUGGAUUCCAGUACUCUGCAACGCUGCUGCUGUUGGUGUGGGGUGGCCUCGAGGCUCCUAAACCGCAACCCGCCCCCCGCUCACACUCCUUCCAAGCCAGGAAACCUUCAACUGGAAACAAGCAAGCAAACAAAGCUCGUGUAAGGCAGGCUUCAACCCGUUCGAGCCCGCGUCGAGACCGGCAGGGUCAUCAAGCAGCAGCGGCCAUUUCGAGCAAAUCGUGGACAGAUGCUCCAAGGACUGAAAAUGUUUGUUCCUGGAGGCACUUUAGAAUUAUUAUUAGAGCACUGAAGACACGAAGGCACUUCUUGACUCCGACGUGCACGCAAUGUUUCGCUUCCUACGCAGAAUUGUCCAGCCCUUCCGAGUCAUGUGUUUGGAUGGGGAACUCCUGCUGCAUUAUCGGGAUUCUCGUUGCACGCAGUGUUCAGAGAGUCUGA
Symbiodinium natans is the source of this 1071-nucleotide messenger RNA. Lineage: Eukaryota; Dinophyceae; Suessiales; Symbiodiniaceae. The record is from the annotation of a GenBank genome assembly.